GCCGCCCUCUACUUAUGUCUACGGCCGUACUGCAUUCUCUCCCAAUCCUCUCUAAAAUGUGUAGUAGUAAACACGGUACGUACACCCAGGUCCGAGUCAGGUCCGGGUCCAAUUUGAUUCCCUUAUUGCCACCCAAGGCAAGUAUCUCGCUCAGCUUUCCACAACUCUUUUCUUCCUUUUGAUUUCUGUCAUCGACACACACAAAGAAACACAAUGCCCUCCGAUACCGCCAGCUCGAGCCCUGCGACGGCAGAGCCCACCAGCGCCUUCACUUGGUCCCAGGUACCUUCAGAGCCAGACGUCGGGAUAGCCGCCGAGGACCUCGUGGACGAGGAUGAUGAGCUUCCCAGCAAGCCUACGUUGGCGAACCGCAUACUCCAAAGACUCGAUGACAUCGACACCACCAUCUAUCGCAUCCAAUCCGAGCCCAAUACGCUCUUGAGCGACUUGCUGGGCUAUAUGGCGGAAGGUCAAAUCAGUAUGAGCGAUGGCGGAAGACGACCCGAUCCUCCUGUGGAUAACUCCUCGAAGGCACACACUAAGGAAGUGCGGAUAAAGCUUGAUAGGAUCCUGGUGGCGUUGAUGUCCGAAGGUGAUGUGAUAGACGAUGGAGCUUCCAUUGGAGCUCGAGUGUCCAACAUCGAGUCGCUCGUCAGGAUCUUGGUCGAACGCAGCCUCGCCUUCAACCCCAGGCCCCCCGUUCUCCGAAAAGAUGUCAGGGAUCUCAGGUCUGGGCGAAUUAUAGUGACCCCCGACGACGAUAGCUUCCUGCAAUCAGCAGAGGAUCAGUCUCUUUCUUCACCAUCCCGCCCCCUCUCUUGUGACAAGACCUCCAUUGACACCGAGCCGGGCAUUGCCCCUACUGUCGCAGACGGCAUGCUCACAGACAAUGUAUCAUCAGCUACGAGAGAGGCCAUCGCCGCCGCCGUUACAGACGGCAUAAUCACCUACCUGUCCAGCGCCCGCCUAUCCCACGCAUUCAAAGCUACCGUCUCCCGCUCGCUCUCCAUCCUCGAACAUAUCCCCAAAACGGAAGGGAUUGAUAUGAUGUUGAGUUUUGCAAUGGAUGACCUCUGUCAAGCGAAUGCGAAUGCAAAAGGGCUGGAUGGCAGGGCUAGAAAGUUGUUGGCGAGUGCGUCCGGCAGGUUGAGGGUGGCCUUGAUGUAUCUGAAGACGCAUCAGGAGGACGGGCAGGGAUGGAAGAUGGGGAUCCUAGAAUCGGUGAUAGAUGAUUUGGAUACUACUGCUACAAUGGUGUGAGCGCUGUCUCGAGAUAGAUAGUCAGCUCAUGCAACGUAUAAUAUUCUCCUGAAUUCGAUGUCUUCAGCGGAACCCCAGAUUCAUGGUCUCACAAGGCCAUGUGACAUAACCAUUCCUGCCGGUGCGGAUAUUGGUGUAAAUCCGAUGUAUGGUUGAUUGGGGUUAAACAGCCGGCGUACCGAGCUGCUUUGAUUCAACUGAGUCGAGGUGAAUCCGCGAUGAUGAUGCUAUUUGUAGUCUGGUGUAUUCCUCUCACAAUUGAGAACCUGGGAUUGGUGUUUUUGAUAUAUCGCCGUAUCGAAG
Messenger RNA from Cryptococcus amylolentus CBS 6039, 1563 nucleotides. RefSeq lists its product as hypothetical. The coding region runs from base 214 to 1260 and encodes 348 amino acids. NCBI's taxonomy places the organism in Eukaryota, Fungi, Basidiomycota, Tremellomycetes, Tremellales, Cryptococcaceae. The record is from RefSeq and is a predicted model, not a curated record. The transcript has 4 exons.